AUGGAAAUUUACGUUAGUCCAGAAGUCGAUUCUCAAUCCGUCUUCCUUAAUUUCAGUCUCCCACAGGAUCCAACACAACAAGUGUUUGAACUUCCUUUUGGUUUAAUUGAUACAUAUUUCCACUUUAUCCUCAAACAGGCCAUUGUACACUCGGUUUCAAUUGGAGCUUGUGUAAUUUUGAUGUUGACAUUAAUUAUCUUUCCUAAAAAGAAUAAGAAUAAUCCUAUGUUUUAUUUAAAUUUAUGUUCACUCUUAUGGAUGAUAAUCAGAUCUGUUUUAAAUAUUGUAUUUAUUAUGGGUCCUUUGUAUUCGCCAAGUUUUUCAUUUACAGGGUUGGUUAACCCUGAAACAUCUACGUAUUCCAUCUCCACUGCUGCUAAUUCUUCGGAAGUCGUCCUUGUGUUCUUUAUUCUUGCUUCAAUCAAUUAUCAAAUUUUUAUAAUUUUCAAAUCUCCAGAAGUUAAGAAAAUGGGGUUGAGAAUAACGUUGUUAGCUACAGCAAUGAGUCUUACUACAAUCGGACUCUAUAUUAACUCAACGGUACAAAAUAAUACCUUUUAUCAUAAUAUCUUUGCUGGAAAAGAACCUUCCGAAACUUUUAUCAAUGGAAGAAUAACCUACGAUCUUCCUCGUAUUAUGUUCUAUACUACGAUAAAUCUUACUUCAGUAGCUUUGAUUUUCAAAUUGAUUCUGGCGGUGAGAACAAGAAGAUAUCUUGGUCUUAAGCAAUUUGAUGCUUUCCAUAUUCUUCUUAUAAUGUCAACCCAAACAUUCUUAAUCCCAACCAUUAUAGUAUUUAUUCAUUAUGGGUAUGGAAGCUCUUCAUCAUUAUUACUUCUUUUAAUUAAUUUAUUAUUAGUAGUUGUUUCUUUGCCAUUAUCAUCCCUUUGGGCAGCAUCUGCAAACAAUAAAUCUGCGAUACCAUCUUCGCUUCCUUCAUCUUCACUUUCCUUCUUAGCCAGGUUUUUAACAAACUCAUCAACUUCAAGUGAUAAAACUUGUAAGGGGGUGGUGGACCAUCUCUGUUUUCAUCUACAUAAGGCGAGUCAGAUGGGAUAG
Scheffersomyces amazonensis is the source of this 1059-nucleotide messenger RNA. RefSeq names its product alpha-factor pheromone receptor (gene STE2). The transcript has 2 exons. Gene Ontology annotation, cellular component: G protein-coupled receptor homodimeric complex; membrane. Bases 1 to 1059 code for a protein of 352 amino acids. Gene Ontology annotation, molecular function: mating-type factor pheromone receptor activity; pheromone binding. The record is from RefSeq and is a predicted model, not a curated record. NCBI's taxonomy places the organism in Eukaryota, Fungi, Ascomycota, Pichiomycetes, Serinales, Debaryomycetaceae. Gene Ontology annotation, biological process: G protein-coupled receptor signaling pathway.